AGCAAAGCAUGCAACUUACAUGGACUAAGCCCCGCUCAACUGAUAAGGAGGAAAGAAGAGGAGGAGGAGAUGGGCGGCUACUACAUCGUGAAUGGCAUCGAAAGGGUCAUGAGGAUGCUGAUAAUGCCCAGAAGAAACAUGCCAAUGACAAUCAUGCGUCCGCAGUGGAAGACUAGGGGAAAGGGUUUCACAGAAUUUGGUGUUGUGAUGCGAUGUGUAAGAAGUGACCAGACAACAACAAAUUUGAUCCUUCACUACUUGAGCAAUGGAAAUGCAGUUUUAAGUUUUAUUUAUCGAAAAGAGCAGUUCUUUGUACCUAUUCUCCUUCUCCUUAAGGCAUUGGUGAACACAACUGACCAGAACAUUUUCAACCAGAUAUUGAUGGGUCAAGAGAAGAACACGUUUCUCAUUGGGUGUGUCAACAGCAUGUUGCGCCAAGCGCAGGACCAGUCGCUGACAACACGCUCGGCCAUAUUAAAGUACAUUGGCGAAAGGUUUCGUAUCAAGUUGAACGUACCGGAGUGGUUCACGGACACAGAGGUUACCAAGUUCCUACUGCAUCAUUGCAUAUGUGUACAUGCUGCGACGGACCAAGACAAGUUCAACUCCCUCAUAUUCAUGGCAAGAAAGUUGUAUGCAUUUGCCAAAGGGGAAUGCUGCCAAGAGAGCACUGACAGUCCCAUGAACCAGGAAGUACUUCUUGCAGGUCAUCUAUACCUCAUGGUACUCAAGGAAAAACUGGAGAAUUGGUUGAUUGGUGUUAGGAUGAAUUUAGAAAAAGCAGCCAAAAGUAAAGGAGAAACAUUCAAAGUUGAUCAGAAAACCAUGUCAGAUGCCAUGUGUCACGUUAGUGAUCUGUCACGACCUAUGGAGUAUCUCAUAUCUACCGGUAACCUGGCAUCUAAAACAGGACUCGGCCUAAUGCAGGCCGCUGGUUUAACUGUUGUGGCUGAUAAGCUCAACUUUAUGAGGUACAUCUCUCAUUUCCGCUGCAUUCAUCGAGGAGCUUUUUUCUCAGAGAUGAGAACAACAAGUGUAAGGAAGCUACUGCCAGAAGCCUGGGGAUUUUUAUGUCCUGUUCACACACCAGAUGGAACACCAUGUGGUCUGAUGAACCACUUGUCUGCAAACUGUGUAGUUGUGAACCAACAGCCAAUGACAGCUCACUUAUCUCGUCUGCUGUGUAGCUUGGGUAUGAUACCUUAUGACAGUGUAGGAGCUGAGACCAGCCAAUGUCUACUGGUCUUACUGGAUGGAAGAGUUCUUGGAAUUAUAAGUGAAGAUGCAGCAAAAGAACUUGCAAACAAACUACGAAUGAUGAAAGUUAAUGGACUACAAAAUGUUCCAUCUACCAUGGAGAUUGUGUUGGUAGUACGAACAACAAAAGCAUCCCAGUAUCCAGGCUUGUUCCUCUUCACAACCCCUGCAAGAAUGAUGAGACCUGUUUUCAAUUUAGCUGGGGCUAAAACUGAGUUAAUUGGCACAUUUGAACAGGUGUACAUGGAUAUUGCAGUUACACCUAGUGAGGCUCACCCUGGGGUUACCACUCACAUGGAAGAGAGUGCAACUAGCAUCUUAAGUGCUGUAGCAAGCUUGACACCAUUCUCGGACUUCAACCAAAGUCCCAGGAAUAUGUACCAAUGUCAGAUGGGUAAACAAACAAUGGGAUUUCCAUCAUAUUUAAUUCCUUAUCGAAGUGACCACAAAAUGUACAAGCUGCAGACACCCCAGAGUCCAUUGGUACGUCCAUCUUGCUAUUUAGACUACAACAUGGAUAAAUUUCCACUCGGAACCAAUGCAGUCGUUGCUGUUAUAUCUUACACUGGCUAUGACAUGGAAGAUGCUAUGAUUUUAAAUAAAGGAUCAUUUGAGCGAGGAUUUGCACAUGCAACGGUCUACAAAACUGAAGAAAUUGAUCUCAAGAAGAAAAGUCAAAAUAGUGGCAACAGAGUUUCACUAAUAUUUGGCACUGAUGAAAAUGACAGACGUGUAUCUGGUAAACUUGACCGUGAUGGUUUACCUGCAGUAGGUACAGUGAUUCAAUCAGGAGAUCCAAUGUACUGUUAUCUCAACCUUGAAACAGCAACGUACCAUGUGGAACGGUACAAGGGCCUGGAAACUGUCAUGGUAGACAAAGUUAAAAAGGCCGGUAAUGACCUGGGAAACAUGGAAUGUCAAAGGGUAUUCAUUACAUUAAGAAUUGAGAGAAAUCCCAUUAUAGGUGAUAAAUUUUCAAGUCGUCAUGGACAAAAAGGUGUGUGCAGUCAGAAAUGGCCACAAGAAAACAUGCCCUUUACAGAAAGUGGAAUGACUCCGGACAUCAUCUUCAAUCCACAUGGAUUCCCAUCUCGUAUGACAAUAGGUAUGAUGAUCGAGAGUAUGGCAGGCAAGUCUGGAUGUCUACACGGAAUGUGCCAUGAUGCAACCCCAUUUACAUUCUCAGAAGACACACCCGCCAUUGAUUACUUUGGCAGAAUGCUUACUGCAGCUGGCUAUAAUUACUAUGGAACUGAACGUAUGUACAGUGGAGCAAGCGGUGUAGAACUUGAAGCAGAUAUUUUUAUAGGCAUUGUGUACUAUCAACGACUUCGGCAUAUGGUAGCAGAUAAGUUUCAGGUACGCUCAACUGGUCCUAUCGAUACCGUCACACAUCAACCAAUCAAAGGCCGCAAACGUGGUGGUGGAAUCCGAUUCGGAGAAAUGGAACGGGACUCUUUAUUGGCUCAUGGAACAUCAUACCUGCUGCAGGAUCGUCUUCUUGGUUGCUCAGAUAAAACCAUUGCACGAGUUUGUAGUAAAUGUGGAUCCAUUUUGGGGGUUAGCCUGGAAAAGAUGAAGGGGGAAGCUGAUGUGAUAUCAAAUCGAAAAUGGGUUUGUAGCAGCUGUCAAUCAAACAAAGAUAUAGACAUUAUUGCUGUACCUUAUGUGUUUCAGUAUCUGGUCGCUGAGUUGGGAGCCAUGAAUAUCAAAACUACUUUCACCGUAACUUGAUCAAUCAUCUGAAGAUGAUGAAUGUCAGGGGCAGAUCUAGGAUGGUUCUGCAUGCGAGCAAGAGGGAUGGGCGAGAAGCUCCAUUCGAGGACCAGUGGUCAAGAGGAAUAAUCAAAAAGAAUGUCCUCCCCACUAGUGUGGCCUUGAGGGUGCAUAACUUUUGAAAGUUUCCAAGUUUUAGCCAUCUCUUAUCUAAAUGGUUUCCCGUUUGAUUAAAAGAUUUUUUCUAUUGCUGGAGAGGGGGAAUACCUCUUUUGUCACUGUACCCCUGUAUUUCCACUGGUGUGUUCAUAAAAUUAAAGAUGUGUUGAACAGAAUCUGAAGAAAUAUAAUAUAUGUUCCAAAACACGAUAAAUGUUUUGAUAUAUCAUGAACGGUUAGAACACAACAAAAACAUAAAAAUAUAAUAAACGAUUCAAAACCGUAUCGACACAUCAAUACGUAACAGAUGAUUUGAAACCCAGUGGACAUUUUGAACGCAAUGAAUGAUUAGGUACGUAAUGGAGAGUGCAAAUGUAAU
Anneissia japonica is the source of this 3511-nucleotide messenger RNA. RefSeq names its product DNA-directed RNA polymerase I subunit RPA2-like. Gene Ontology annotation, cellular component: RNA polymerase I complex; nucleus. NCBI's taxonomy places the organism in Eukaryota, Metazoa, Echinodermata, Crinoidea, Comatulida, Comatulidae. Gene Ontology annotation, molecular function: DNA binding; ribonucleoside binding; DNA-directed RNA polymerase activity. The record is from RefSeq and is a predicted model, not a curated record. Gene Ontology annotation, biological process: DNA-templated transcription.